GAUUACUCCAUGAUUGCUGCUCAUGUGAUACUGGGUCAUUUCAAUCAGGCUCUGUGAGGUCAUGACGUGUGUAAAUAACGUUCCUAAAUAUAACAUUGCGUCGUACACGGUACAGGUAGUUUCUCAUGAUCAUGAAUCAGGCAUCACCGUAACUGUAUGAUUUUUUAACGCUUAUUGUAGAUCUACUACUUUCGUACGUAUGAGGAUGAAGAUAUCUUCAUAGCUACCAGUACUGUCAAGAAUCCAUAUAAGUGUCAGUUGGACAGAUCUUCAACAUUUCCUGAAAGAGAAUGGAGUGUCAAGGUAGAGGGGUACCUGCUUCUUCCUUGAAGAGAGUUCAUGGUUCUGACAGUGGCACUCCAUCUGUUGGAAUCUCUUCACAGAAACAGAUGGAGGACUAUUUCAAAUGUAGAAAAGUAGUGGGAAAGGAUGAACCACAAGAUUUAACAAAGAAUGAUCAGCUGAAUCAAGUACCCAAAUGGAAUAUGUUACCAUGGUUUCCAAGUAAUAUUAACCAAACAAGAGAGGUGACAUCAAUGACCCACGCAGGCAUUCCUGGUUCGUUUAUGAAAGAACACAAUCAAUCACAUCACCACAGUGAUACUACACUAUUAAAUGACAGAGGCCAUGAAGAAGGGGACAAAAGAAUGUUGUCUCAUCUACCUCAGAAAUUUACAGUUUCAAGUAUGAAUGUUCAAGCUGAUUCCAGGAACUUUACCAAACAGAACCAUUUCAUAUCAGAUACCUCUCCACCUCCAGUUCCAUAUAUUACCGGUACUGAUAGUUCCACAACAAAUGCUGGUAUGCAUGGAACUUUUGUUCCUUUUGAUAUGCUAAAUCACAAAACUGAACCUGACUUUUUGUAUUUGAGCCAGUCAGACUACUCUCAGAGAGCCCACCAAUCAAAUCAAUCUUCAAGUACCAUAUCAGAAUCAGACAUUGUGAAUUCUGGUACUGAAACUUGUGAUGAUUUGACAAACAGGUGCUUGAAUAUCAAGACAGAACAUUCUCAAAGAGGUAUUUACCUGUUUGUUCCAAAGUCUUCAUCACCAUCAGUGGCAGAGCGCUAUAUUUCUAUUGAGAAGACACAGUGUGAGGAGCUAAGGGAGAUAACCCUGCCUCCUAAGGUGGCAUUUGUGUACAACCCACUCGAAUAUGCUUUUGAGCCUCACUACAACUUUGUUGAGAAGUUCUGCAACUCGAGGAAGCAGAUCCUGUUCCUUGGCAUGAACCCUGGUCCAUGGGGAAUGUCACAGAACGGGGUGCCAUUUGGUGAGAGCAGCAUGGUGAGAGAUUGGCUGAAGAUACCUGGGGCUGUUCUCAAGCCAUGUCCAGAACACCCGAAACGUCAGGUGACCGGACUCAAUUGUACAAGGUCAGAGGUUUCUGGGCGAAGGUUCUGGGGUUUCUUCCGCGACCUGUGUGGCAGCCCGGACACUUUCUUCACCAACUGCUUCGUGUACAACAUGUGCCCAUUUGCCUUCAUGAGCGACACGGGCAAAAACAUCACCCCGCCACAGAUUGAGUCCAGGACUCUGAAGAGGAUCAACGCUGCCUGUGACAAGGCAUUGCUGGAAGUGUUAAAGCUUCUUGACAUUACCACCAUAGUUGGUGUGGGGAAAUUUGCGUACAACCGUGCAAGGACAGUUUUACGAGUAAGCGGGAUUGACAGUAUUCGUACAGAGUGCAUCAUGCACCCCAGCCCUAUCAACCCAGCAGCCAAUAAGGGAUGGAGUGACAUUGUCAAGAAACAGUUGCAGGAUCUAGAUUUAAUGGACACUAUUGUGAAUAAAUAGUAACAUGGCAGGAACUAGAUUUAAUGGACACUAUUGUGAAUGAAUAGUAACAUGGCCUCGUUUGUAUUGUUGUUGAAAAAUAUAUGAGGGUUUGGUUUAAUGCCUCUUUGAACACUAUUUCCGUUAUGUGACUGUCAGCUUGAUGUUCAGGUAAAGUCCAGAGUGAUGCUGGGCUCAGAUGAAUGGACCGCAAUAAGCGAAGUGUGUGCACACUUAGUGUGUUGACAGUGUUAGAAAUUAUCUUAAUCCCAACAAGACAGUCGGGCAGGUGACCCAUAGUGUUGCCUGCCCAUCUUCAAAGUUACCUGCCCACAUUCAGGCAUUAUAAAUAUUGAAAAAUUGCAAAAUCUAAGAGACAAUUCACGUCUUGAUUCAGUUAAAAUAAUGCAAACAGUUACUUGAGAAUCUACUACGUGUUAUGAUAAAACUGAAUGUGUAAAUCUUAAAAUUAUCUGCCAGACAGUCAGGCAGGUGGAAGAAAAUUUCAUGUAGCCCGACAGAAAAGUCACCAGCCGCGGGCAGGCAGUUAUUUCAGACACCGUGUGUAGAUGUUUGUUUGUUGUUUAAUGCCGCUCUCAGCAAUAUUCCAGCUAUAUGACGACGGUCUGUACAUAAUCGAGUCUGGACCAGACAAUUCA
Molecule: messenger RNA, 2434 nt
Organism: Haliotis rufescens (red abalone)
Lineage: Eukaryota; Metazoa; Mollusca; Gastropoda; Lepetellida; Haliotidae
Product: single-strand selective monofunctional uracil DNA glycosylase-like
Exons: 3
Coding region: 291-1796 (501 amino acids)
Biological process (GO): base-excision repair
Molecular function (GO): single-strand selective uracil DNA N-glycosylase activity; oxidized pyrimidine nucleobase lesion DNA N-glycosylase activity
Source: RefSeq, a predicted model, not a curated record